GACUCUCUUCUUUUUUCGCUCUCCCAUGAAGAUGGGGCGCCAUGUUUUCUUGUUUGCCUGCAGUUUUCUUCUUUUUGCUGCUUCCGCAGCUUCAGCUACGGGAAUAGUGGAGCACACAUUCUAUGUGAAAAAUUUGACCAUUAGUAGGCUAUGCAAAAGGCACGUGAUUACUGCAGUAAAUGGUAGCUAUCCUGGCCCAACGAUUCGCGUUCAAGAGGGGGACACACUAAUUGUUCAUGUCAUUAAUCUCUCGCCUUACAACAUGACCAUUCACUGGCAUGGAGUGUUUCAGAUUCUGAGCAACUGGGCAGAUGGACCUAGCAUGAUCACUCAAUGUCCGAUUCAACCCGGAAGCAAAUACACGUAUAAAUUCACAGUCACAAAACAAGUGGGAACCCUUUGGUGGCAUGCUCACGUCUCGUUUCUCCGGGCCACCGUCUACGGUGCACUCAUCAUCCGCCCCCGAGACGGCCACUCCUAUCCAUUCCCUAAGCCCUACAGGGAAGUUCCGGUCCUUUUAGGUGAGUUGUGGAACGCUAAUGUCGUUGAUGUGCAGAGACUGGCAGCUGCUACGGGCGCUUCCCCUAACCUUUCUGAUGCUUUUACCAUUAAUGGAUGGCCUGGUGACCUCUACCCAUGCUCUAAACAACAAAUGUACGAGCUUACGGUGUUGCAAGGGAAAACCUAUCUAUUACGAAUUAUAAAUGCUGCACUCAAUAGCCAGCUCUUCUACAAGAUAGCCAAUCAUAAGUUGACGGUCGUUGCCGUUGACUCCAGCUAUACCGAGCCUUACAUUACCGAUGUCGUGGUAGCCGCCCCCGGUCAGACGGUCGAUGUUCUGUUAACCACGGAUCAGUCGGUUGGGUCAUAUUACAUGGCUGCUAGACCAUAUGCAACUGCAGUUGUAGGCGGUGCACUUGUACCAUUUGCUAAUACCACCACAAGGGGUGUCCUCAUCUACGAUGGCUGUCCGUCACAAGCCACACCGCUAAUGCCAGCCCUCCCCGCAUUCAACGAUACCCCCACUGCCAACAAGUUUUACUCCGGCCUUAAAGCGUUAGUCGGUGCGCCUUUCUGGGUUCCGGUCCCUCGUAAGGUAGACCACGAAAUGUUCGUCACCAUCGGGUUGGCGCUCGCUCCCUGCCCGGCAAACACAAGUUGCAAUGGUCCAAAACUGUCGGCCAGCAUGAACAAUGAAUCCUUCGUUGAACCUACUGGCAUCUCCCUGUUGCAAGCCUUUUACCAAAACGUCAAAGGCGUUUACACCACUGAUUUCCCCGUCAAGCCCCCCAUCAAAUUCGACUACACCAACGAUACCGUUAACAACAACCUUCCGAUGCUGUUCGCUCCAAAAAGUACAAAGGUCACCGAGCUUAAAUUCAACUCGACCGUGGAGAUAAUAUUUCAAAACACGAAUAUCCUCGGACCAGAGAAUCAUCCCAUGCACCUCCAUGGCUUUGAUUUCCAUAUAUUGGCUCAAGGAUUCGGGAACUACAGCCCUAUUACCGAUAGAAAGAAAUUCAAUUUGAUUAACCCACAGAUACGCAACACAGUUGCUGUGCCAGUAGGAGGAUGGGCCGUCAUCAGAUUCGUUGCUAAUAAUCCAGGUGUAUGGAUACUGCAUUGUCACUUAGACGCGCACUUGCCGGUGGGCCUUGCUACUGCGUUCCUAGUUGAGAAUGGACCGACGCCGGAAACAAUCUUGCCUCCUCCGCCGGCGGAUCUACCACAAUGCUGGAGAUAAUUAAUUGACAACGAAAAUCGUUGUUGGAAAUGUUUUUUUAUGACAAUACAUUUUUUUUUCAUUUCAUUUA
Molecule: messenger RNA, 1814 nt
Organism: Hibiscus syriacus
Lineage: Eukaryota; Viridiplantae; Streptophyta; Magnoliopsida; Malvales; Malvaceae
Product: laccase-7-like
Exons: 5
Coding region: 26-1744 (572 amino acids)
Biological process (GO): lignin catabolic process
Cellular component (GO): apoplast
Molecular function (GO): hydroquinone:oxygen oxidoreductase activity; copper ion binding
Source: RefSeq, a predicted model, not a curated record